Messenger RNA from Linnemannia hyalina, 1218 nucleotides. Lineage: Eukaryota; Fungi; Mortierellomycota; Mortierellomycetes; Mortierellales; Mortierellaceae. The record is from the annotation of a GenBank genome assembly.
AUGGCCUCGAUUCCAAUCCCAAGACGUUUCAGGACAAUCAUCUACAUCCCCUCUCGCUCAGACGGAACAAUGCUCGAGGUCUGUCUAUCAAUUCCCACGAGCUCCUCCUCCAAACCUCAGGCCUACACCGGCGUCGUGAUUGCUCACCCUUACGGACCUCUGGGCGGCUCCUACAACAAUAACGUGGUCGGCGCUCUCCUCCAGUGGUUCGAGACCUCGUCCCUCGCCGCCCCAACCACUUUAUCGACUAAGAAAUCGAAAAAGGGAGCAGCGGGGAAGAGGAAUAGUACUGGGGCAAGGAAAGGUGGUCUUGAUCAGGAUACUGGUAAUGCCGGUGCUGCUGCUUCGCCUACAUCUGCCAAGUCGGCUGGAGGUGGCGCUCAGGCCGAGUCCUUGGCCUGUGUCAUCUGUGCUUUCAAUUUUCGAGGAUGUGGCAAGUCCAAGGGCAGGACGUCCUGGUUCGGAGAGGCAGAACGCGAGGAUUAUCAGACCGUCGUCGAUUUCCUUCAGAGCGGGUCGCGCACAGGCACUAGUACCAGCCACCUCAGCAAUAACCCUGAGCAACGCGACUCGGGCACAGGGUCUCCUGCGUCUAAUCGAGCUGUCUUUGACGAAACUGGACGCGAAAUCGAUUCACCACGGCUCCCCUUCCUCUCUCGGUUCAUCCUCAGUGGCUUCUCGUAUGGAGGUAUGAUUGCGUCGAGUAUUCCUCCACCAUUGAGGAACCCUGCAGAUCCGGCGAGCGCCCAUCUGCCAACGACGUAUAUCCUGAUCAGCUAUCCUGCAGGAGUUGCCUGGUUUCUGACAUCUGGGGCUCAAGGUGGCUUCUACAAGCGCGCCAGGACUAUUCUCCUAGGAGAACAACCUCCCGGAGACGCGACUGCCGCAACGAAAAAUGACGCAGAGACAACAACAGCUACCGAGACAGAUACAGAUGCAGGAGAAGCUGCACAGUCCAAGACGUCCACGAUCGAGGCUUACUUUAUCACAGGCGCGAAUGACCAAUUCACGAGUCCGAAGACACUGCUUAAUUGGCUAAAGACAAACGCAGGUCUGAACCCUCCCAACAACUUGACUAGUGGGUCUUGGGCGUUGACGCGACCGGAUGGGGCGAUUCAUGUCGAUGUUGUGAAGGGCGUGGAUCAUUUCUGGCUGGACCGUGAACAGGAGCUGGUGGAUCGUUUGCAGGCUUGGUGGAGCGAUACCCAUUCCGUCUAG